Trypanosoma rangeli is the source of this 333-nucleotide messenger RNA. Its product is annotated as cysteine peptidase inhibitor. The record is from RefSeq and is a predicted model, not a curated record. The transcript has a single exon. Lineage: Eukaryota; Euglenozoa; Kinetoplastea; Trypanosomatida; Trypanosomatidae. Bases 1 to 333 code for a protein of 110 amino acids.
AUGCCAGAGAAGCUGACGAAGACUGACAACGGCAAGACCGUCACGGUGGCGGUCGGUGAAACUGUCGAGGUUGAGCUCCCCAGCAACCCCACCACCGGGUUUUCGUGGAUGUUUGAGAACCGCAAGAAGGACGAUCCCGAAAACAAGGCGCUUACCGUCACGAACUCAUACGUCGCCCCGGAUGCGAAGCUGAUUGGUGCGGGCGGAAAGGAGCUUUUCAGGGUGACAUCGAAUUCCCCCGGCUUGCACGAGGUGACCCUUGUCUACAUGCGCUCAUGGGUCGGGCCGCGGCCGGACUCUGAGCGCUUUACCGUGCGGAUCAAGGUGAACUAG